This is a messenger RNA of Spodoptera exigua (beet armyworm), 1479 nucleotides long. The record is from the annotation of a GenBank genome assembly. NCBI's taxonomy places the organism in Eukaryota, Metazoa, Arthropoda, Insecta, Lepidoptera, Noctuidae.
AUGAUUUUGUUAUUAGUAUCUGUUGUUUUAGUGUUUGCUUUGUUACUGUCUUGGAUUAGUUUAGUUCGGCAAAGCCGCCAGUUUAAUGUAGACGGGCCAUCUCCUCUGCCCUUAGUGGGAAAUGCACAUUUGUUUGUCGUUAAAUCUACUGAGUUCUUGAACUUGGUUCAAAGACUGUCGGAGAAGUAUGGCAAAGUGUUCAGGGUGCAUUUUUUCUCGACGCCUUACGUGGUUAUCUGCCAUGCGAAGCAGGCUGAGGAACUAGUGUCAAGCACAGAACAUAUAACAAAAGGGAGAUCCUACAGUUUUCUGACAUGCUGGCUUGGUCAAGGUCUACUUACUUCCACGGGUCAAAGAUGGAAAACCCAUCGCAAGUUUUUAACUCCAGCGUUCCACUUCACCAUCCUGCAGAACUUUCUUCCCGUGUUCUGCAAGAACCAGCGAGUUCUAACGGAGAAACUACGAGAACUUGCCGACGGGCGCCCGAUUGACAUGUUUCCUAUUAUUGCUUUGGCUGCCCUUGAUAAUGUCACAGAAUCGGUAAUGGGCGUCUGCAUGGAGACCCAAAAAGAUAGCCAGUCUGAAUACGUGAAAUCCAUUGAAGAAUUGUCUGCAAUAGUAACAAUGAGGAUGCAAAUACCAUUCUUCGGUGAAGAUGCCAUUUUUAAUUUGUUGCCGUACAAGACGAGGCAAGACAAAGCAUUGAAAGUGUUACAUGGACAGACAAACAGAGUGAUUGAAGCCAGGAGACAGGAACUGAAGAAGGCUAAUGUUACUGCUUUGCCUGACAGUAAUGAUAUUGGUGUAAAGAACAAACACGCUUUCUUGGACUUGUUGCUGCUUGCUGAAAUCGAUGGCAAGAAGAUUGACGACGAGAGCGUUAGAGAGGAGGUUGACACCUUCAUGUUUGAGGGCCAUGAUACAACCACUUCGGGCAUCGUUUAUACCCUCUUUUGUCUAUCUAAGCGAAGAGAUGUUCAAGAGAAAAUCUACGAAGAACUGAAGACUAUCUUCGGGAACGAAAUGCACAGGGACCCGACAUAUCAUGAACUAGCUCAAAUGAAAUACUUGGAGCUGGUCAUCAAGGAGUCGAUGCGAUUAUUCCCACCUGUGCCUCUGAUUGAGCGAAGAAUCAUGAAAGAUUGUGAGGUAGGAGGUCUGAAGCUAUUGAAAGGUACUUCAGUAGUAAUGAACAUCUACCAGAUCCAGCGGCAGCCGGAUUUGUAUGAUGAUCCGUUGGAGUUCCGCCCUGAAAGGUUUGAGGCGCCAUUGAAAAAUCCCUUCAGCUGGUUGGCGUUCAGUGCUGGUCCUAGGAAUUGCAUAGGUCAAAAGUUCGCGAUGAUGGAACUCAAGAUCACCAUCUCGGAGAUUAUCAAGCACUUCUACAUAUUACCGUCAGCUCAGGAACCAGAAUUGAGUGCAGACCUGGUUUUGAGGUCUAAAAACGGAGUCCAAGUGAAAUUGAUGCCAAGAAAGUAA